Messenger RNA from Cherax quadricarinatus, 10326 nucleotides. The record is from RefSeq and is a predicted model, not a curated record. Lineage: Eukaryota; Metazoa; Arthropoda; Malacostraca; Decapoda; Parastacidae.
CCCACAUCCACCACAUCCACAUCCACCACAUCCACAUCCACCACAUCCACAUCCACCACACCCACAUCCACCACACCCACAUCCACCACACCCACAUCUACCACACCCACCUCCACCACACCCACAUCCACUGCACCAGUGUCUAUAACUAUGGCCUCCAAAUCCAUUCUUCAAGGCUCUCAUGAUCUCAUGGAUAAUUCCUUAAAGUCGUUAACCUCAGAGCAAAAGGAAAUACAAAUUUCUGACAAUCUAUUGGAAUCUCCUGAGGUUUACUGUUACGUUUGUGACAAUAAUGUGAGUGGAAAGGAUAUUACAUCUCACUUAUAUUUUGGGAGACUUUCAUGCACUUCCUGUCCUGCUGAAAUUGUCAGCUGUGAUAUGAUGAAUUUAUCAGAGAACCCACUUUUUAUGGGGUUAUGUCAUAGUGGCCAAGAUCACAGUUUUCAAAAUUGGCCUCACGACCUAAAUAAAUUUCUGACAUAUAAUAUACAGAAAGACUUGCUCAUCAGGAGAUUUUGUGAAGACAUACACACUGUGUUGACGAAUGAAGAGUUAAAGGAGGAAGUUGAGCAGUAUAUUUCUAAGUUAGAUGUUCUGUUACCAUAUCCACCCUGGAGGUCUGCAUUACAUCAGAUUAAAUACAUGCAUCAUGAAACAAAAUUUCACCCAACUGUUAACCUGACUGAAGAAAAGGAAUCAAGUCCAGGGAACACCAGUUAUUUGGAUGAUAAUGUAAAUUUAAAGGAUUUAACCUCAUAUAGUCCCUUGCCUAAACCUCCAAAAUUUCUUCGAAAAUCCAGCAGAUUAAGAGGGCCUUGUAUUGUGAACACUCCAGUAGAUGGCCGGUACCUGGUUGUGAAAUACCCAAGCCAGUCGUGUCCAGAAUCAUGCCCCGAGUGUUACACUGUCAUUUGUCCUUCCAAGUUUAGUUUAAAUAUCACCAAUUUCACUAUAUCAUAUGUUUGUGAAUAUUGCUACCUUGUUAUAUAUUUUAUACCAAAUCCUGUGGAAGGUUUUGAUUCAAAUAUUGGUUUCAAAAAUGAAAGAAUUGGGCUUAAGAAUGCUAAUCCAAAAUCUCGCAAGCUUAUCAAAAAAAUUAUUUUUCAUACUUAAUUCUCUUGGUGGAUAUAAUAUAAAACAUUUUAUUAGCAACAGAUUUAUAUUAACAAUACAGCCUCACCUCGCUUAGCAACGUAUUCAUUUACCAAUGACUCGGACUUAUGAUGGGCUCUCUGACCAGUAUACGUACCUAAAUACGUAAUGUAUAUUAGAGCUGAUUUCCUGUAUUUUAUUUAUGUAUGAUGCAAAGGUGACAUUAAAACAAUAUCAAAGAUGGCUGACACAAACCCACUACCAUUAUAGUAUGCUCCUCACUUAGCGAUGAAUUCGUUUACUGACAUGGUCUUAGGAACAGAAUUUUGUCGUUAAGUGAGGAGAGGCUGUAUAUUACCUGUUUUAUAAAGACUGACAAAAUUUUAAAUGAUUAUCAAACUAUGAAAUACAGUAGUUCCCCAAAUUUGCGGGGGUUAUGUUCCAUGACCACCCACGAAUUUGGAAAAACCGUGAAUUCUGGACUCAGUUAAAAAAAUGUCUUUAAAUGCCUGUUUUUAAGUUUAAACCCUAAAUAUGCCCCAAAAUACUUUAAUUUCAAACUCAGUUUCAUACAUCACCCCUAGAAAAAAAAAGGAAUGUAAAGAUACCCCUGUAUACAGUACAGCUUUUAACCCGUAAACGGUCCAAACGUAUAUAUACGUUUUUUCAACAUUUGAAAGUAUGUAAAAAAAGUAGAUCAUCUUUUUGUUUUUUUACAUUUGAAAAUGUGUAAAAAAACUUUGAUCUACUUUUUUUUUUGUUACAUUUGAAAAUAUGUAAAAAAAAAUGUAGAUCUACUUUUGUAGCACUACGCAUGUGAACGUAGAUCUGCUUGGACCGUUUACGGGUUAAUGUCACCUUUGCACCAUUUAUAACCUUUCUGAUGUAUUUUUAAAUGUUUAUAUAGUAGUGUGCUACAUAUUGAAAUAAACAGAAUAGAAGAAAUCAGCUCUAAUAUACAUUGUUUAGGUAUGAAUGCUGGUCAGAGAGCCCAUCGUAAGUACGAGGCGUCAGUAAACGAGUACGUUGCUAAGUGAGGAGAGACUGUACUGUACUACUAUGUCUCCCACAGUGCUAGAAUGUAAAAUGCCGAUGUUACCUCCAUUUUUUUUUUUUUAACAAGUCGGCCGUCUCCCACCGUAAUUCAUGCAACCCCAUUUUCUUUUGUAUACUAUUGCAACAAAAACAGACAAAAAAAAAUUAUGCAAAUUUGCGGGGAUUUCUGCGAACAAUUAUUAGUUAGGUUCUAAGGAAAAAUCUGCGAAUUACUGAAGCCGCGAAUUUGGAACCAUGAAUUCGCAGGGGUCCACUGUAUAUAAAUACGUAUAUACUUUGUAUCAGCUGUAUUUUAAUAAGAUUUAUAAAAUAUUGAUUUUAACUGGUAAUGUAGUGUCUUUUAACCCUUUCAGGGUCCAUGGCCCAAAUCUGGAGUCACGCACCAGUGUCCAAGAAUUUAAAAAAAAAAAAUUUGUUAUUUUUUCUUAUGAAAUCGUAGAGAAUCUUUUUGUGAAGGUAAUAAAACAAAAAGUACGAAAUUUGGUGGAAAAUUGACGAAAUUAUGCUCUCGCGAAUUUUGAUGUGUCAGCGAUAUUUACGAAUCGGCGAUUUUGCCGACUUUGACUCCCAUUUUAGGCCAAUUACAUUAUUCCAAUCAACCAAAUUCUUAGCUAUUUCACUAGUAUUACUUCUAUUCUAUCGAUUGAGCACAAGAAAUCGCCAAGUCAACUGUUUCAACUACAAAAUAAAGUGAUCGGAAAUUGUUAAUUUGGCCAAUUUAACACAAAGUUCAAAAUAUUCCAAUUUCAAAAUAGGGUCCAGAAUGAACAAUGUAGGCAUUCCUGGCACUAAACUAACAUUUCCUCUGUUCAUUAGUUAUGUUUUGAGGCUUUACAAAUAAAUUCCAUUUUGAUUUUUUAUUCACAUAAUGAAUUUUUAUUCACACCAAAAAAUAGAAGAUUUACUGUUAUGCAAUACUGUAAUAAUUGUAUAAAUAUCAUCACCAUAUUUGUGAAUGUAUAUUAGACCCACCAGCUGAUGUGUAUUAGACGUGUGAGGUCGUUUGUUUACUCUUGAAUAUCGGCAAAAAUUUAACAUUUCUGCUACUUUGAGCUCAGUUUCAAGCCAUUUCCAGUGCUAAAACCAAUCAAAAUCAUCUCUAUUUCUGUAAUAUGUCUUCCAUUCUAUCAAAUGAGACCAAGAAAUCGCAAAUACAACUAUAAAAAACAUACGAAAAAACACUGCAAAGUUGCUGUUUUAAUCGAAAAGUUUUAAUCGAAAAAUCAUGAUUUCAUUUUUUUUCUCUCAUUAUACACAGUGUGCUGCAGGAUCUGUUUUAUGUGGUGCACACAUACCACAUAGAUGUAUUCUCUCAUAUCUAGGCCCAAAUGUACCACUCACAGUUUAUCAGAGUGAGCUGAGCUCAUGGCGUAGAUCUACGGUUUGGACCCUGAACGUAAAGCCGUAGAUCUACGGGACGGACCCUGAAAGGGUUAACCCUUAAACUGUCCAAACAGAUCUAUGUUCACAUGCGUAGUGCUCCAAAAGUAGAUCUACGUUUUUUACAUAUUUUCAAUUAUAAAAAAAACGUAGAUCAAAGUUUUUUUUAAACGUUUUCAAAUGUAAAAAAAAUGAAAAGAAGAUCUACAUUUUUUUACAUACUUUCAAAUGUUGAAAAAACGUAGAUCUACGUUUGGACAGUUUAAGGGUUAACAUAGUACUGUAUUACAGUCUUUUAACAUGGUACUGUAUUCAGUAAUUCGCGGAUAUUUCCUUAAAACCUAACUAAUAAUUGUUCUCGGAAAUCCCCACAAAUUUGCAGAAUUUUUUUUUUUUUUUUUUUGUGGCAAUAUAAAAAUUUUUAUGCAUUGUAAUACUAAAUAUUAAGAAAAAUAUAAUUUGAUAAUACAGUGGACCCCCGGUAUUCGAUGGCAUCGGUAUUCAAUAAAUCCGGUAUUCGAUGCAUUAUAUCGCAAAAAAUUUUCCUUGGUAUUCGAUACGAUUCGUACGAGACCUAUCCACAUGUGGCCUGAACUGCCCCUUGUGUGCCAGUGUUUACAAGCCAGCCAGUGUGCGCGCAUCUAAGGAUACAUUCGGUACAUUCCAUAUUAUCCAUAUUAUCACUGUGUUUGGUGCUUGUUUCUGCAAAAUAAGUCACCAUGGGCCCCAAGAAAGCUUCUAGUGCCAACCCUGUGGUAAAAAGGGUGAGAAUUAGUAUGGAAAUUAAGAAAGAUUUUGAAGGGUUUGGGGCUAACCCUGAGAAGCCUAUACCAGUUGUGGAAUACAUUGUGCCUACUUCAAAAAUUAAGGAAAUGUGUGCACAGUGGGUUGAAGUGCAAACCUUUAUGGAUGAAAAUCACCCUAACACAGCUAUUACAAUGACAAUGUUGUGGCCCAUUUUAGACAAAUCGUAAAGGAACGGGAGGUACAGUGCUCUAUGGACAGAUUUGUUGUGCGACAGAGGUCCAGUGACUCUCAAGCUGGUCCUAGUGGCAUUAAAAGAAGAAGGGAAGUAACGCUGGAAAAGGACUUGCUACCUCAAGUCCUAAUGGAAGGGGAUUCCCCUUCUAAACACUAACACCUCUCCCCUCCUCCCAUCCCAUCACUCAUCACCAGAUUUUCAUUAAAGGUAAGUGUCAGUUAUUUUAUUGUUAUUGUAAUUAUUCUAUUGCAUUAAACUUAAUAUUUCAUGUAGUAAAAUUUUUUUUUCAUACUUUUGGGUGUCUUGCACAGAUUAAUAUGAUUUCCAUUAUUUCUUAUGAGGAAAAUUGAUUCGGUUUUCGAUAUUAUCGGUAUUCGAUGAGCUCUCAGGAACGGAUUAAUAUCGAAUACCGGGGGUCCACUGUAUUGUAACAUAAACGGUCUUGCAUGAAUUACAGUACAUAUAGGGGUAACUAAACAGGUAUCUGAACCUUUCAUGGUGCAUACAGUUUCCUUAGGUGGACUUACAUUCAAAAUUUUAUUAUAAUCGGAAUGAUAGUUUAUUAGUUUUUUACUAGAGAUCAAAAGCAGUUCACAUUUAGGUGUGAAAUGAGCCUUUAAUAUUGAGAAAUGAUGUUUGCCCUGUGAACUAAUAGUAUCCUGGAAAAAUAUAUUAAUUCUACAUACAAGUGUUCUUCAAUUUAUGCAGUAGAUGUAAUCCAGGCAUAUGACAGGUGUACUAAUAUCAAUUAGGUUAUCUACAAUUAAUCCAAAUAUAGUAUUGUAAUAAGAAUCCUCAAACUGUUUGCAAACUGCACUUAUCACAGAUGGUUUAUGUAUGUCACACACACAGUUGUUGAUAAAAAUGUGAUAUCCCAUUUAGUGAAUUCAGAUAAAGCGUACCCACAUAAAAUAAGGGAAAUUUGUAUAUAAACUUUUAUACAUUUCUACUGUACCGAUACAUAAGGUACACUUGUUGUUAAACUACAGAAAUAAUUGACUACAGCAUAUACAGGGAACAGCAGUGAAUUAUAAAUUGAAUGCUCAAGUACUUUGUUUGAGGAGCCACAUAUUUUUAGAAGGAAGUGAAAAGAAGAAAAAGAAAGAGAGUAACCAACAGAAGCCUUAAAACACUGUUGUAUACUGCUUAAAAAAUACAAAAAAGUUCAAACAGAAAUCAUGAGGUUUUAUUAUUUUAAGUUUACACAGUUUAAGUCUAAUAAAACAUACCCCCAUCAAGCAGAUGUUGGAUAAAACUUAAAAGAAGUGUGGCCAGACAAAGGCUCAACGUACAUUUAACGGGAUGUCUAAUUAAAAUAGCCAUGAAGUAGACCAAAUCCGCAAUAUCGAAAUGCUGUCUAGAUCAGUCUUACACUCAUUAAAAUAGAUCAGCUCCACUUAAUCGUAAGUUUGUACAGUCCAGGCUUCAUCCAGGACUUAUCCAUUUUCAUUGUGGUGGUAGAGAUAAGCCUGUGUCCAACAAGAUAUUAUGUUACCAGAGACAAAAUAAUUGUUUACAAGAAGUGCAGACAGGGCAAGACAGGGCAGGUAGGGCAAGCAAGAGCAAGCAGGCAGCCAGCCAGUUAGUCAACUAACCAGUCAACCAGCCAGGUAGCCAGUUAGCCUAUCAUUCAAAUCAAAUUCAAAUUCUUUUAUUUCUUUGCAAGUUUACAAUGUGGUUGACAUAUUUUAGGAAGUAUAUUUACAUAGGUAGUUUACAGUGAGGGUUUACAAUGAUUUGUAAUACAAAGAGAGCCACUGUCAUGCCUUCACAUUAUGGGCAGUCUAAACUUAAUACAUUACUGAUUACUUAGCACUUGACAUACAAAACAUAGUAUGAUAAGGUUGCACUAAUUAUACAAUAGGUUAUACAUCUAUUAAAUAUAUGUUAUUCGUCAUUUGCAUUAGGUUAAAAUAUGAGAAUUUAUUGUACUUUUAGCAUUUACUUUUGGGGUUCUGAGGCUAGCCAGCCUGAAAUGGACAUUUGUCCAUGUCUGGUAGUUGAUCAGUUUAGCAGAUUAAGUUUGCUUAACCCUUAAACUGUCCAAGCAGAUCUGCAUUCACAUGCGUAGGGCUCCAAAAGUAGAUAUAUGUUUUUUUUUACAUAUUUUCAAAUAUAACAAAAAAAAAAGUAGAUCAAAGUUUUUUACACGUUUUCAAAUGUAAAAAAAAAAAAAAAGAUGAUCUACUUUUUUUACAUACUUUCAAAUGUUGAAAAAACGUAGAUCUACAUUUGGACAGUUUAAGGGUUAAUUGAAAUGUUCAAUAUAACGGUGGCUUGUGGCCUGGUGGUGGGUUCACCCAUCAGUAAAAGUGGGUACCUGGGUAUUAGUUGACUGGUGUGGGUCGCAUCCUGGGGCAAAAUUGACCUAAUUUGCCCGAAAUGCUCUACAUAACAAGCGGAUUUCUAGUUAGUAAUAUGUCAUUGAUGUCAACUGGGCCUGUAUGCCUUGUAUAUGUACUUAUAGGAAUAAAGAUAUUAUAUUACUAUAAUGGAAUCAGACUCCCCCUCCUCUCCCCUCCUUAUUAGUCCAUUUUAUGGGGCUUUUACUGUACAUAGUGUUAUGGCUGCCUUUAUUGAAGUUCAGGUGUUCUCAUCAUCGUUUUGGCUUGUGACACUGUAUCUCACACACACACACACACACACACACACACAAACAAACAAUAGUGUCAAAAGAGAGGAAGAUACGUAUUAUGUUUCGAAUUAAGUAAGACCUGCCCAGCAAGAUGUUAGGUGCUUUUAUGCGCACUAAGUUUUUACAAAGUUGAGCCAGAUGCGGGAAUAUCAUAAGAGAUUUUUGUGUCUAGUAACAUGCCUAUGAAUUCUGUUGUAACUGUCAAGAAAGAGUUUCAGGGCAGGAUUGAUAUUAGAAUUGACUGUCUUGUAUAUGUAGUAUAUACAGUAGUAUAAUUGCAUUUUAUGCAUAUUAAGUAAGUUUAGAAUUUUCAACAGUGGGACAGUGUUGUCUGGCACUUGAAUGGGUCAUCAUUUGUACAGACACUUUUCGUUGUGUUAUUAUUGGCUUAAGGUGAAUUGCUGGAGUGGAUCCCCAGGGCUCAGCAUGAGCUAAGCUCCAGUGACAAAAAGAAUACAUCUGUUCUCUUAAGUUCAGCUCUAAAAGUCAGGACUCUUGAUCUGAGAAACAAGCUAUCCUCCUCUUCCUUGAAUCAAGUCAGAAUACUCAACAACUCUUCCCUCUUCCCAGUAAACCCUGUGGGUCCCUCAGAUGAGAGGCACAUGUUAUAAAAGUUUCUAUAGGAUGUGAGUGUUGGUUUUAAUUCAGUUGAGAAUCAGGCACGUAUCUCACCCAUAGAUACAUCUUCACGGGUGUGUCCCCUCCCAACCAUUGUGUAGCUAACUAUGGAACACGGUUUAAGAAUUUACCUGUGGCUUAUUCCUGUCCAUGUGCAUCACAGAUUUUAUAUCACCAAGGUGCUUGUAGAGAUAUCAGGGAACUUUUAAAUUUAAAAGUGUACUAUCUGUUUCAGUAUUUAUAAUUUAAUGGAAUUUUUUUUAACUGAUGCUAUUAUUUUUACCUGCCAUAAUAGUACAAUAUUUAUUUGUGUUGUAUGUUUUAUAUAUGUUAGUAGAUUUUAUUGUUUAUUUUGUCAUUUGUUUUCUUAUGUGCUUAUAUAAUUUUUAAUACCAAAAACACUGAAUGAUCUACAUGGUCAAAGCACUCUUCAAAUGCAGAAACCACUUUAUGUAUUUCCAAUGAUUUUACUCCCUCUUAUUUUUUUCCCCCAAACUUUUGCCUGCUGUAUGACUGCAUUAAUAAUAACUAAUAAUAACUAGCUUUUUUAUUUGUUUGUACAUCCUAUAUACAUACAUUAAGGAAGUUACUGGUUUGUUUGACUGUUGCCUAUGCAUCAGGUCAGUGCUUGUGCAAUGCUAUUGUUCUGUCAUAACACCUAGGUUUAUUGUCAAGUUCAUGGCUCUAUUGCAAUGGGACCAUGGAAAUUUUUGUCCCCCUAUUGACUUUUAUGGCACUCAUUGCACAACUGUAUUACCCAUUUCCUCAUUGUACUUUAACAUAAUUAAAUACCCAGUCUAAUUAUAUCUCCAUUGUCUUUUGCACCCCCAUUGACUUAUUGUACUCUCAGAUUUUUCUUCCAAUAUUUCUCCCAAUAUCUCUUCUUCCCUGAUGUAUAGCUCUUUAUGACCCUCUUGAGUUUAGCAUAUUUUUGUGAAUAAAUACAUAUUUACUCAUUCCCUACUUCUUUCUGCAAACAGCCGCUAUUUAUGGUCAAGGGAUCUAGCCCUCUAGAUACCCUGAGCUGCACUAGUUAAGGCAGCCUAUAUCUGUAAAGCCGACUGCAGAAACUUGGGAGAUUCUCCAUGUGUGUACCAUGAAUGCCAACCCUGCUAGUCAAGAUUGUCAGUGUUUAGCAAUCUAAAUACUAAAUCCAUUUUUAAUUAACCUAUCACCUUCUCUUAAUAUAUCCAUCUUUUUCCAUAAUUUAUUUAUUUAUUUAUCAUAACUUUUUCAAUAACAUUUCAGCCAAACACUACCUGGCACAGUGUAUUCAAAGAAACUAUACAUGCUCUCUAGUAAUCCUUAGUUACUUUUAUUUCUUUUCAACAUACCAACCGUCUCCCACCAUGAUAAGGUGACCAAAAAAAAAAAAGGAAACACAUUCACUAUUAUUCAUUCAAUAGCUGUCUUGCCAAAAGUGUGCAGACAUCAAAGUUCAAAUUACCUUCCAAACUGCAACAUCCUCACUCAUCCUUCAGAGUGCAGGCACUGUACUUCCCACCUCCAGGAUUCAAAGCCAGCUAACUGGUUCCCCUGAAUCCAUUCAUAAAUAUUACCUUGCUCACACUCCAACAGUAUGUCAAGCCAUGAAAACUACUUGUCUCCACUCACUCCAAUCUAACACACUCUCACAAGCCUCCCAGAUGCUCAAGCCUCUAGCAUUCAAAACCUUUUUUACUCCCUUCAGCUAUUCCUAGGAUGACUCCUACCCCAUCUUUCAUAUUCACAUUUAUCAAAUUCAUUAACCAUUCUAAAGCUUUUUAUUUAGCACUUGCCUUGAACAUAAUGAAAAAAUUCAAAGCUUUUUCCUACCUGCUUUCAGUAUCUCAUUCUUAAUCUAAGCUAUUCUGACUGCUUCUCACUUUCAACCUGCAUGUCUCACCUCUUGAUCUCUUCAAGCAAAUCAUAUUAGUCAAUAUCUUUCAAGAAUGGGAGAUACCUUGAUGCCAGUGAAGAGCUCUUGAUACAAGGAAUUGGAGUUACCCUACCCUUUCCUUCAAUCAAAGCUAAUUGCUUUCCAUUCCUCAGGUACUGUAUGACCCCUAUAGAUUUAGCACUUCCCCAUAAUGUAAUAAUAAUAGUCUUCUGUGUCCCAUGUAUGAAAUCUUUUUGUUCUCUUCAUUAUUUAUUUUGAAUAACAUCAAAAUUGCCCUUAUUGUAACCACAUAGUGCAGCUAUAAGCCAUAACUCAUGGAAAUAAUUUCCACAUGUUUUAUUUAAAAACCAUUUUGUUGGUAUCAGUUACCAAGGUUUACAUAGGCAUGUGUUUGUUGUAAUUAUAGAACCAGUCAGGUUACAGCCCUCACCUUAUGGGACUUUUCUAGCAAGGAGGAAAAUGUUUACCUUGCCAAUUUUGAGUCUGGCAAAAGUCAAGACCUGGCUGAUGAUAGGCUUAUCUCUGUCAUUGGGACACUACAUCCAGAGGUGGAUUGGUCAUACGGGUGUUUGGGCAAUGUCCAAUGGGCCACUGGGCUGGGUUAAAAAAAAAAAAAAAAAAAGAGUUAAAAAAAUGUCAUGAAAAAUUGAAGUCAUAGCCACUGUGCAAAGAUUGAAACAAAAA